UGGUGGCUGUUGGAAGCGGGGAAGGCAGCUCGCUUAGACUCAGGUUCGUUUGAUUUGCGGCAGCUCCCGACCUCAGAUCAUACCGGCAUGGGUGGAGUUGUUAGGGAUCACCCAAGGAGGGAUUAAAGCUGGGUUUCAUCUCUCUCAUAUCAGAUGUGACAAGUCAAAGCCAGCAUGGGCCAGCCACAGAGGUUCUCUCUCAACUUCAGCACUCAAACCUGAGGCUUUGAGAAUUCAGAGAGAGACGGAGGAUAAAGAGAGAGAAAGAAAAGGGGGAGGAAAAACAGGCAGAGGGGAGGAGAGUGGGAGGGAACAAUUGAUCGUGAACCGGGGGGGAGGUUAGGUAAUGGGCAACUGUACCAAACCAUCCAUGAGAGACAAAAUGAAGAAGGGGGCAAUGGAGGGGCCAGUGACCCCCCUCAGGGGCAAGGCGGGGGCAGUGGGCCAGCAGCCGGAGGCACAGGAGGAUAAGGGCAUGGAGGAUAAGGAGUACAAGGAUCCUGUUGGUGCGCUGGUCAAGAAUUGCAACAUGCUGCACAACAUCGUGGGUCCUGCCUGCAUCUUCCUUAAACAGGGCUUUUCACAGACGCUCGACAGGGAGCUGAGACCAGAGGAGAUCGAGGAGCUCCGCGAGGCGUUUGUGGAGUUUGACAAGAAUAAGACCGGCUACAUCAGCCACAGAGACCUGGGCGAGUGCAUGAGGACGAUGGGCUACAUGCCCACCGAGAUGGAGCUCAUUGAACUCAGCCAGCAGAUCUGUGGCGGUAAAGUAGACUUUGAGGACUUUGUGGAGCUGAUGGGACCCAAGAUGCUGGCAGAGACAGCCGACAUGAUUGGAGUUAAAGAACUGCGAGACGCAUUUAAAGAGUUUGACGCCAACGGGGACGGUCAGAUCAGCAUCACGGAGCUGCGGGAGGCCAUGAAGAAGCUGAUGGGCGAGCAGCUGACCAACAGAGAGAUAGACGAGAUCCUGCGAGAUGUUGACCUCAAUGGAGACGGCCUGGUGGACUUUGAGGAAUUUGUGCGGAUGAUGUCACGCUGACCCGACCCGUCCUGCCGUCCAGAUGUGGGAUGGAAAUGGACAGACAGAUGUUACGUAACAGCUGGAAUAAUGGAGCACACUACAUUGUAGUGAACAUUGUUCAUCUGCUCUUAGGAGCAUGCAUUUUAUAAUAAUAUUUUUAUAAAUAAAAAAAAUAAUUAGAGACAAAAACCAUGGCUUUGCUUUGAGCUUAUAUCAAAUAUGACUGCACAAAUCUAGGCUCAAGCUGAGACAAGUAGAUGGGGCACUUGAGUAGCUGUAAAACAUAUCAAAAGCAUCAACAACAAUAUUUAUGAUCUUGUGGUUUGUUUGUUUUUUUUUCAGUUUUUUUUUUUUUUUUGUUAUAUUUAUGUUUGUCCUUUGAGUGUCAAUCUUGGUUUGUAAAAUGUGAUGUUCUUUUCCAAUAAAACUUAAAAUGGAGCGUU
Myripristis murdjan (pinecone soldierfish) is the source of this 1467-nucleotide messenger RNA. It is a transcript of the gene cabp2b, whose product is annotated as calcium binding protein 2b. The record is from RefSeq and is a predicted model, not a curated record. Gene Ontology annotation, cellular component: cytoplasm. The coding region runs from base 347 to 1042 and encodes 231 amino acids. NCBI's taxonomy places the organism in Eukaryota, Metazoa, Chordata, Actinopteri, Holocentriformes, Holocentridae. The transcript has 7 exons. Gene Ontology annotation, molecular function: calcium ion binding; calcium channel regulator activity.